Molecule: messenger RNA, 2837 nt
Organism: Entelurus aequoreus (snake pipefish)
Lineage: Eukaryota; Metazoa; Chordata; Actinopteri; Syngnathiformes; Syngnathidae
Product: synaptotagmin-like protein 2
Exons: 13
Coding region: 148-1764 (538 amino acids)
Biological process (GO): exocytosis; intracellular protein transport
Cellular component (GO): exocytic vesicle; plasma membrane
Molecular function (GO): small GTPase binding; neurexin family protein binding
Source: RefSeq, a predicted model, not a curated record
UGUUUAACGAGUCACACAACAGCCACAGCCACGCCCCCUUCCAGGAGAGGGCGUGGUCUCUCGCUGUACACUCCACACAGACACGAAGACAACUUGCCACUAAAGUUCCCACGCAUGGAGCCCACGGAGACCGUCGCGUAAGAAGGGAUGGAGGCGGAGGGGGCGGCGGGUUCCCUGGACCUGAGCCACCUGACGGAGGAGGAGCAGUCCAGCAUCCUGCAGGUCUUGAUGCGAGACAUGGACCUGCGGCGCUGCGACCAACGACGCGUAAGUGCGCUGCAGCAGACCAGGACCGACCCCAGGCUCCUGCGCACCCUGUCGGGGGCGUGGUUCAGCGAGGCGUCCGGCAGGCGCCACCGGGGCCGUGUGUCGGGCUCCGACCUCGUCCACGCCACCAUACGCCGCAGGACGCCAAAGUGCAGCGAUGCAUCGGUGGCCGACAUGUUCAACGGUGGAAGGGAGGGGGAGGAGCCGACGAGGAGCCCCUCCCUCCAGGGGGACGGACGAUUGAAGGAGUCAACAGAAGAGAAUGUCAAAAGUUGUGAAUCUCCACCCAGCAGGGAAAGUCCUCCAACAAAGGAGGCCUACAAGAGGGCCUCGGUCUCCAUGUGCAGCAUCCUCACCGACUUAGAGCCCGCGUCUCUGAAAGGCACCCACUUUCACUCCAGCUACACGCUCAGCGGCGGCGUGAGUCUCUCCAGCUCGGGGGUCUUCGGGGUGGUGGAAGUCCAAGGCCGAAUGCAGUUCUCGCUGGACUACGACGACCACAAGGAGGAGUUAAAGGUCAAAGUGCAUCGCUGCGAGGACGUUGCCUCUGUGGGGGACAACCGCUCCGACUUGUACGUCAAGUCUUACCUGCGCCCCGACAUGUCCAGCCGCAGCAAGAGGAAGACCACGGUGAAGAGGAGGACGCAGAAUCCCGUCUUCGAGCAAACUCUCAAAUAUAAGUUGCGUAUGAGCGAGCUGACAAGUCGCAUCUUGAACCUGUCCGUGUGGCACGCCGAGACCUUGGGCAGGAACGUGUUCCUGGGGGAGGUGGAGGUGGAGCUGGACCUCUGGGACUGGACCAGCACACAGCCGCUCUGGCAGGACCUGCAGCCACGGUUCUUCUUGAGGCCAGAGUGUGUCAGCAGUCGUGGCUCCCUCCUCUUGUCCAUUAAGUUUAUUCCAGAGGGCUUCCAGGGUGGUCUGCCGCUCACAGGUGAGCUCCACAUCUGGCUGCAGGAAGGUCGAGGCCUGCUGUCCAAAAAAGGAGGCGCUGUUGACUCGUUUGUGCGGAGGACAUGCGCUUCUUUGGCCGUACGCACAGCGCCGGACCUGCGUAUAAGGAGGGGCGUCCCUGGUCAUCGCCACACAUCACAGGCCCUCAUAGAAGCGCCGCGCUCACACGUGUCUUUCGAACCCCCACAAAGUUACAUCUUGCCCGACGCCGGCUGUCAGAGCGGCCAGAAGACGCAGGUGGUGAAGCGUGCCAUCAACCCAGCGUACAACCACACCAUGGUCUACGACGGCCUCCAAACCAGCGACCUGCAGGAGGCCUGCGCCGAGCUUACGUUGUGGCAGCGCGAGGGCUUGAAACUGCAAAUGGUCGGAGGGAUUCGACUCAGCAGCGGAACAGGUCAGAGCUACGGAGAGUCCGUCCACUGGAUGGACUCCACGGAGGAGGAAGUGUCUGUGUGGUCGUCCAUGAUCGAAAACCCCAACCAGUGGGUGGAAACAACCCUCCCCAUCAGAACCGACCUCGCGCGACGCUCCUCCGAUUGACAGGGACUGAAAAUCUUGUUACAUUUCUCAGUUUUGUGAUAUUUUCCACGUAGACGUUGCUGUGAACGAAUGGAUGGGAUUACCGUUUCAAGGUACAUCCCUGCGCUAGUUUUUAUCUCUCAUUACUGCAGUGACUGUGUUAUGUCAUUAAAUAGAAAACCUGUUUUUUAGGUUGCCUGCAGUUUAAAUAUUAUACUAAGACAACACUUUGAAUCGGACUCGUCUUACAUGCCUCGAAGACACAAUAGUACCACUCAAAAGUUUAGAGACAUUUCUGCAUCAUGAUGAAUAAGAAAUAAUCCCGAAACUUUUAACUAGUAUGGCACAAUUAUUUAAUAAUACAAUAUAUAUAGGCAUAAAUAAUCAUAAUAAUAAUACUCGGACUAAACAAAACUAGAGAAACCUAUUGCUGUAGUUGACAUGCCAUGCCGCUAGAUGGCAGUGUUUUGGUAUCAUUCCAAUGCAGAGUAAAAGCAGGCCAGUAUUGCCGACACUUUACACUUGGAAGUCUUUCAUUAUCAUUGAAUGGUCGUCAUGAUUAUGAGUACAAGGCAGUAUUGUAGACAAAAAUAUUGUAUCGACCAAUGUUUUUGCGAAGAGUUUAGUACGUUCUUAUGACUUUUCUGCCCCCUUGAUAUGUACGUACAUCUGGAAUUUACUCUAACACAUUUCCUUGAUCAAAUACUCUGAAAACAACCUCGUCCACAUGUUUAUUGACCAUAAAAAGGGUGAAACUAAAAACAUGAGUAGAAAGGAUGCUUCAAAUAAAAACACGUACGAACAUUUAAUUACGAGACAGAACACCCCCCGACUGGCGGAUAUUAACGGCCACUACCAAACUGUCCAAAGGGAUACCAUGGUUUCUCUGGUGCCAUAAGCAGGAUUGUCUCUGUGACCGGCUGCAGGAACACUUUGGUCCCAUCCUUUCUGGAGACUUUUAUCUCCACUUUACAAACUCUGCCAUCUUUGCUUGGGAAGACAUAUAUUUAUUAGUCCUAAAGGCCAAUGGUUUCUCUUCCGUUGGUCAUUCUUGAGCAGCACUACACUUCCAGGCAACAGGUUAAGUUGGGGUG